AUCAGCAUGCGUUCCCACUGGUAUUUCCCUAGUCCUUUGUCGCCGCUUUAAGAAAAGUCUAAUGCGGUUCUAUGACCGGAAGGUGGCGCUGGUUAACCAAGGCUGGAUGCUAACACACCGGGCUCCGGAGUCGGAAGUUCCCCGAGGACGGAGACGCAGAGACCGGAAUGAGGAGAUAAGAGAGAAUGUCGUCCGAUCACCUGGAGGAGCUACGGCGCCUGAAUAAGUCUCUGCUGGAGAAGCUGAAUAUAAACCGCCAUGAACUCGAGAAGCAGCUAUUCACUGACAGCAAGGUCCACGGCAUGACCACCAGUGACCCAUCCAGGACCUGGAAACCAAAAACGACAUCGGUUGGACCGGAGGAGGUUCUGAGAAGUCAGGAUCCAGCCCUGCGGACCACACAAGGGUCAUCAUCCGCUGCCAGGAGAGCACUGAGCACCCCCAGAACAUCCCUCCCCACAAGAUCUGCUCAUCAUGUGACACUGGGGGGCACUGGGCACGGGGUCCGCUCCUCUCAGGAUGUUAUAAGGAUAAAUUCUCCAGUGAAACGAGUCUCCGUCCUCAAUUCUACAAUGAUCAACCCCCAAUCUGACCCUACCAGAGGCUCCAGGGAUUUCCCCCCUCAGUAUAUCGACCGGUUAGAGGAUGACGGGAACCUGAGAACCAAAGAACCCAGAACCCCAAAAUCUAUUCUCCUGACACCGAACCGGAGCUCCAAGAGAGAUACGGGGCGUGUCACGUUUUUGUGCGAUGGGGAAUCCCCCCGCCUGGAGACAGGGUGGUCUGCAUGCCCACUGCUGGGCUAUGAUUGGAUAGCAGGACUCCUGGAAGUAAAGUCCCCCAUCACAAAUAAAUCCGACCAGUUUUUCUCAGAGAUCAGUGAAUUCCGCCGCGUCAACCGCGAGGAUUGCGCACACGACUUUUUUACUGAAUCUGAGGCACGGGACUCUUCGGUAGAAGACCUGGACCUCUCAUUGGACACUCAUCAGUGUGUAUACUGCUACCGAGUGAACCAGCGACUGUUCACAUCACCUGUGGGUGCAGAACCCGCAUGUCCUGUAUGUAAGAAGCGCAGGGGCAGACGACAUGUAUCCUUAGAAGAGCCGGCGUUUAUACGGGUGAGCAUCCCCCGGAGCACCCUGCUCCCACCUUACAAAUACAGAGCCCACAGAAGAAAAAGCUUCGACCCUACAGACAGCCUGGCCUUGCCCUCACAUUGUUUAGCUGGAUGGGAAAAUACUGUGCCGUCCUGUGACCUCAAAGUCUCCAGUCUGGACCUGAAGACCUCCAUGGAGCCAAACCUGGUGACUCCAACCACAACUGUCAAUGUGAACAACGACAGUACUUCUUACUACGCUACAAGGGCCAUAUCUGACAAUCUGCUGAACCUGUCCCGCUCCAUCACCUUCCAUCACCAGAACAUUAAGUAAAGUCCAAGACGGAAGGAAACCCAGGAAGACUCCAAGCCGGCCUCUUCUUCCUGUACUUGCUGCAUUAUCGACGGACGGAAAGUGAGAGCCGCCCAAUCCAGACAAGUUCUGCAACUUUUCUAAUAGACUUUAACUAAGACUGAAGCUUCGCACGACCGCUUAAAGGGAAUGUGUCAGAAAAGGAAAAAUAAAAUGACCCAUCAUUUAAGUAAAGUUUUUAUGUUAACCAUAUUUUUCAUAAAUUUUUUGUGAUGAUUUUUCCAUUUUAAUAUAAUAUAUAAUUUUUUUUUUUUUUACAAUGUCUAUAUUUUAAAAUAAUCCUGAAAUGAUGCAGUUUUUAUUCUGUCCACUAGGGCUAAAACUAAGCUGAGACUUCCUGUUUUGUACAGAUCAUAUCCUAGUAUAAUGCCUUUCUUCUCUGCAGUACAGUGUACGGUGACACCAGUAGAUAACAUUGUCCACCACCAUUCGCAACAGAGAUCAGCAUUUUCCUCCUUGUGUAUAGAUAACACUGGAUCCACCACCAUUCAGAUCAUAGAUCAGCUGCCUCCUCUCUGUAGAAUGACCUCUGUAAAGGUCACAGAGAAUGCCCAGUAAGUUCUCCAAUUCAUCUGAAUAGGACAGCUCCUGUGUAUUAUGGUCUAUAUAUGUCAAUGGGUCCUGCCUUAAAGGAUAUCUCCUCUAAAUAGUGUUAAAAACAGCUCAAGCAAGAUGGCAGCCCCUAUAAUAAUGUGCAAAAAAGAAUUAAAAAAAUAAUAGUGAUCAAAUUUGUGCCAUUUUCGGGAUUUCUUAAUAAAUUUGCAG
Hyla sarda is the source of this 2234-nucleotide messenger RNA. RefSeq names its product migration and invasion inhibitory protein (gene MIIP). Lineage: Eukaryota; Metazoa; Chordata; Amphibia; Anura; Hylidae. The record is from RefSeq and is a predicted model, not a curated record. The transcript is spliced from 10 exons. Bases 186 to 1430 code for a protein of 414 amino acids. Gene Ontology annotation, biological process: negative regulation of cell migration; negative regulation of G2/M transition of mitotic cell cycle.